Molecule: messenger RNA, 4639 nt
Organism: Pseudo-nitzschia multistriata
Lineage: Eukaryota; Bacillariophyta; Bacillariophyceae; Bacillariales; Bacillariaceae
Source: the annotation of a GenBank genome assembly
GAGUACGAUUGAACACCAGUGUGAUGGUGUAUCGUCGCCUUCGAUUUUGACGCAAUUCUUGCUAUUUUUCGAUAGUGUCAAAGAUACGGUACAUCUGCAUCCAUACAUAGGCAACGUGAGGCGAACAGAACAGAACAGAACAGCAGCAUGACGCCAAAAUCGUUCUUACGACCGUCGGAGCGUCCGAAAUACGACCGCUCAGAACAAACGGCAUGCACUUUCCCAGCGAAGAAAACACGCCCUGUCAAGUUCAAAAGAUCAAACCGCAUCAAGCGAUUGCAGCGUGAACGCCAGCGGCACAAGCCGGUGGUCAACAAUUUGCAAUUUCAGCCGCGUUUUGGGACCAAGACCAGGAGCCCAUCGAAGAGAAGGAGCGUGAGCAACCCAUCAUCUCCUGUGCGGUCAGCGCCACCCACGUCACGAAUCUCCUUCCCCCCGGCGACGAAAAUUACCGGGAGAACAAGGGGAAUCAUUCCAGAUGGGCGAUCCCCAGGAAAGAGGGACUCUCAGGUUGUCGGGACCAGGCACGGGAACCACGUCUCACCGAAGAUUCGAUGCACAAUCAGCCCUCCUUCGAAAAAUACGAAAGCUACCCCCGAACAACCAAAGACGACGAMAAUAUCAAAGUUCGCGAAGCAGCAGCAUCCGCAGCAGCGUUUGCAGCUGAAGCAACACGAAGAACAGCAGCAGCAAGAAAUUGAGCAACAACGGCAAAUCGAGCAGGAACACAAGCAGGAACACGAGCAGCAACUCGAGCAGCAACUCGAGCAGCAACUCGAGCAGGAACACGAACAGGAACACAAGCAACAGGAACACGCAGAAGAGGACCUUGCUUCACUCCUGUGCUUGGUGCCGCUCGUCCUUUGCGAAGAAGAUCCCACCAGUGCGGAGCCCUCGGCUACCACAAGCAACUGCGUUGUAUGCAACUGGCCUUGCCUAGUCUUUUUUUGCGUCGAGAAAGCCAUGCUGUGCCACAAGCAGCUCUACCCGAACCAAAAAAACAUCCAGUCAAAACUCCGAAAGAGGGCCUGCAAGGAAGGAAAGCUUCAACGGGUGGUAGUCCUGCCCCUCGGGGAUUCAAACGGCUGCUGUCCCCCGGAAAUCUGCCGGAGGCCUUUGUUCGAUGUCGUGGAAACAGAUCCGGCGUCUCUUUCUGCAUCUGGCGAUGACAAAGCCCACCAGGACGGCUCCCGUUACUGGAAAACAGUGGCAAAGAAACACGGAUCGGUUGUCGAAGGAGGACACAAGGUUAUACGGCUGUUGGAAAAUUUCGAAACAGUCGGAAGCUAUCUGCGAGAUUCCAAGAACCAGAUUCCUCUGCUUGGACCGGAAACCGGCCCGGUACUAGAAAACGCCCUGAUGGAACUGGAGCGUUUGUUCUGUCUAAACGAAGAAGAAGAAGAAAGCGACGAAGAAGAGGACAGCGAUGUCAAUGAAAAGAAGAACCCCAGUGAGGUUGUUCCCUUUGUAUCUUCGCUCGAGAGAGCUGCGGACGACGCAAAAAGCAGCAGACAGGUAGUCAAGUUCCCGCGCUACAGUCCAAAGACGAAAAAAUUCCGUGGAUCCUGUUUACCGGCGACGACGACUGCGAUCGUGUUCCCCCAGGCUGGACCACGCACAAGAACAGCCCCAAUCCAUUGGAACUCCUCGAUCUCGUUCCCUGGACGUGCGAGCGAUGGAAAUCCCUCGAAAACCUCUGGGGAAAAGGAUGCGAACCACCGGGAUGUGGAUGAAGACGCGGUCCCUCAGACGCUGACACAAGCCAAUGAACGAGCCAAUUCCAUUGAGGACGACGGCCGGCCGAAAAAGAAAACUAAGGCCAAAAAGACAAGUAACCAGGAACCAAUUCCAUUCUCGACCGAAAUGGCGAGGAACGAGACAGCGGGUUCGCAACAAACACAGCAAUCUUUUGCAGGUGCUACAAUAGAAGCUCCUAGGAUUCGUAGAGGUAAGAAAAAGACGAAAACUAAAGCUGUAAGAAGAGCAUUAAUCCCAACUCCAACAGUGAUUGAUAGCAAGGGUCGAAUCUCAGUUUCUUCGUGGAUGAGCAUCAAACCACUUCUGGCGCGACUAGGGCACGUCUUUUACGAACGAGACGCAGGGCAAGGAAGCAGGCAAGAGCUGUUUUGUCUGCCCAAUGGUGACCCCCGUACGAACGUGGACGCCAAAGAAGGAACUGACUAUUUCACAGAACGGUCGGGCUAUCGUGCGCACUUGUGUGCCCAUGGCGUCGAGUACAUCGGGGAUUGCAAAACGAAUCCGCCCCUCGAAGAAGAUGAACUGGAACUGAUUGCGUACUGGGUCCGCUUUCACGUUUAUACAACCGAAAAAACUGGUGGAAGAAUGGACGCAAGCAUCAUCGACCUUGAGCUCUCUGGGAAACAAAAGUACAAAAAGUACAUCAAGGUCUUGCAACGGAUCGGUUACCAGUACAAAUCAGGCAUGCUACAAGAUGGUUACGUACCACCCGGUGAGGGCAACAACCAGUGCUUUUCCGAAGAAGAGCUUUGGGAGCAUUUGGGGAGAUAUGGGCUUUCCGAUGCGUGCCAGGUUGAGAUGUUCGAAAGCAUACAGGAACKGGCAGCUCUGGAGAUCCAUAUCAUUCGUAAAUAUCACGGAGUCUAUGGUGAUGAAAUUUUUCAUCACUGCGUCAAGAGAAAUGGCGAUACAUCGGAUGCCAUGGAGAUCGGAGAACACACCCCUCCCGCAAACAAAGAAGCACUUGAGGAAUGCAGUCGUGGACCAGGGUUGAGUGGAGAGGAUGAUAGAAAUAUGUCUAUGUCCCCCAGAAAGCUCAUGGGAGAGGAUAUGGAAAGGGAAGCAAAUUCUGCUGAGGCCAAAGCGAACAGUGAUGUGGUGUCCAACGAAGUUGAUUUCGAAGAUUCCGAAAUGAUCGAUUCUUUGGCUGAGCACCGAUCUGGAGUGGAUUGUAACAGGGCAGUAUCGUCAGAGAAUUUGGUCGAUACUUCAGUGGACACCUCUAUUUUAGAAGCAGCCUCACUAAAGCAACAUGAACAGGUUUGCAACAACGAGUUAUCGACAAAUAAUAUGGUCGACGCUCCAGAGUGCACCACCGCUAUAGGAGACGACGACUCACUGAAGAAACCUGCAGAGGACCAGCUGCCAGAAGUCGUUCGCAACAGGGAAGUAUCGACAGGGAAUUUGGUCGGUGUUUCAGAGCAUACCAAUGUAGAAGAUGCUGCUUCAAUGAAGCAACCUGAAGAACUUGUUAUUGAGGAAGUAACUCUUCAAGGUUCUACUAACGAGCAGAAGCUCAUCUCUUGUCUUCAUAAUAUAACAAGGGACGAAAUCAUUGCUUACGGAAAACUUUCAGAAUCCAUGGCACGUGUCAGGAGUUUCGUAGACCACGUACUGAAGUCGAAAGGCCGGAAGGGAGAUGGACCAGGAUGUUUAAAAUCGCCACUCUUGUACUUAUGUGGCAAUCCCGGCACAGGAAAGACCAUGACGGCAAUGAAAACCUGCGAAAGAGCGAUUGCGGCUCAGAUUGAAAAUAAAAAUGAAUGGGAAAAAGCCCCCGAAAUGUUUCACAUCAGUUGUCCUACCAUGCGGAAUUUCACUUAUGACGCAGGGAUGAAAAAUUUGAUGAAGAAAAUGAAUAUAAAAGCAUCUCAGUUGAAGCGUUCGUCCAACAACGACAAAAAUGCUGCAAAAAUAUUAAUCCUUGACGAAGUUGACCAGCUUCUUGGGCAUAAGGGAACAGAAUCAUUUUUGAAGCAAUUAUCGACCUGGGCUCGCAGUGAAAAUAAUGUAUUGAGCAUUAUCGCAAUUUCGAACUCAGUGUACAACGUGAAGACAAAGCGUUUGAGCAAGGAGUUUGAAAUCGUAAGUAAUUGCGCUUAGCAUCGUAUCUUGUUUCAACUUCGAAGUCGUUUCUUAAAUUAUCUCUUAUUCUAUUUCCAAACAGGGUCUGCACAAGAUUGUGUUUGAAACUUAUCGAAAGGACGAUCUUGUGCGAAUGUCGCAAACUAAAAUAGGCUUUCGGGUUGUUGACAAGAAAGCACACGAAUUUAUUGCUGCGAAGGUCGCCAAUAGCAGCGGGGACGCCCGCCAAUACUUUGCCUUGAUGGAAAAGGCUAUUAUAUCUUGCAAAGACAAGCAAUCGAAAGAAAAGCUGAAGAGUACUCAUACAAAACCAAUCGUCAUGAUUCGGGACGCCAUGCUCGCAAUCAGAGAAACCAAUCGAAAAACUAAGGACACAAUUCAAUCCCUCACUAGCAUCGAGAAGAUGACUUUGUGUGCUGGUGUACAUCUAGCAAGGAAGUAUGAGGGGAAACCGAUCGAAUUGGGAAAGCUGAAAGCACACGUGAGUUGUGCAACUGAGUGUUUGGACGACUUGAGUCUGGAAGACUUUAAAGGAGUUAUCGAGAGACUCAAGGAUAGUGGCCUACUAAAAUUGAAUGACACAUGUCAUAAACCCUUCACCAGUCUGAGUAUGUUUUCCAUUCUCAACCAUCCGAUACAUUUCGAUCUACAGUUGGAAGACGUAGAUAGUGCCCUUGAAGACACCCUGAUGAAAGAGAACUGGUACAAGCGAAUGGUUGAACGGGUUAGUGACCAAAACGUUUAGAAUCAUGGUGGUGACAAUGUUCUUGUAAAUUGUUAAAUUAGAUUUCGUUAA